AACGGGAUUAAACAGCUGAGAUUUUAGAGAGAUGGAACAGGAGGGUUUGAGGCGAUGUUUCCCGGUCUCCUCGCCUGAUUGGGCAGAGGAAAGAUGAUGUCAGACGACCGCAUGCGCCCCGGAUUGGAGAGAGCGGAGUAAACAAAGCCGCGAGGAGGAGGAGGAGAGGUCUCCACAUCUCCAGACAGUCCGACCGACACACCGAAUCCGACUUUACGCGCAGGAGAGGGCGGCCCCGGCGGCGUGUAUUCGUCUGCUAAAGGCUGAAAGUAACACUGACAGUCCCACUUUAAUGGGUGACGCGCUUAAAAGACUUUUGGGAAAGCUAAAGGGAAAUUUACCAUCGUCUUUUAAUCUGGACGCUGUGCAGUUUUCUCGUUUGAGUAAGAGACUGAUUCCCUAACUCCGGUCGCAACUGUCCGAAAAGUAUCGAAGGAAUCACUCUUUGGUGAUCUGCGUUAUUAUUGCGGUGCUGUGCGCAAAUGCAAUUAUGCGAAAUUAAAUUAGCGAAGUUAAAUCAGAGCAGAAGCGCGCCGGCUGUUCAACCCGGCAGUUUGGAGACAGUCUGAAUCGUUUGAAUCAGGCUUCAUAUUCCGAACAUGGUCCAAUAAUUGGAAGACAGAGAGAGAGAAAGAGAGAGACAGUAAAAAAUAAACAGUUAAAAAGACAUUUGGGACACUCUGAGGCGUAUUUGUGGGAACGUCUGCUUCUCACGUCCAGGUGUCCCGCCGAGCGGUGCGGAGUCUCCAGCUCAGGCCGGCAGCGCUGACAUGCUGCCCAAAGUCGAGACUGAAUCCCUGGGACUCUCUCGAUCGUAUGGAGAACAAGGGCACAUGCCAAGGAAUAUGCAAGCACCCCAGUUAAAAAUGAUGGACUACUCAUAUGACGAAGAUUUGGACGAGAUGUGUCCCGUGUGCGGAGACAAGGUUUCAGGAUAUCACUACGGACUUCUGACUUGCGAGAGCUGCAAGGGCUUCUUCAAGCGCACCGUCCAGAACAACAAACGUUACACAUGUAUAGAGAACCAGAGCUGCCAGAUUGACAAGACCCAGAGGAAGCGCUGCCCGUACUGCCGCUUCCAAAAGUGCCUCACCGUCGGCAUGAAGCUUGAAGCUGUGCGGGCAGACCGCAUGCGUGGCGGUCGCAACAAGUUCGGCCCAAUGUACAAACGUGACCGGGCCCUCAAGCAGCAAAAGAAGGCGCUGAUCCGAGCCAACGGCCUGAAGAUUGAAGCCAUGACCCAGGUGAUGCAAGCCGUGCCCACCGACCUCACCAUCUCCUCAGCCAUCCAGAACAUCCACUCAGCCGCAUCCAAAGGCCUUCCACUGAGCCAUCAUGCCGGCCACCACACUGGUCAUCACCACCACCACCACCACCAUCAUCAUGCCACUGCCCUGCCCCCCACAGACUACGACCGCAGCCCAUUUGUCACUUCGCCGGUCAGCAUGGCAAUGCCACCACACGCCGGCAGCCUGCAGGGCUACCAGGCGGCCUACGGACACUUCCAGGGUACACGCACCAUCAAGUCUGAGUACCCAGACCCGUACACCAGCUCGCCGGAGUCCAUCAUGGGCUACGCCUAUGUUGAUGCCUACCAGUCAGGCUCGCCACCCAGCUUCCCACACCUGAUUGUAGAGCUGCUUAAGUGCGAGCCAGACGAGCCGCAGGUUCAGGCCAAGAUCCUGGCCUACCUGCAGCAGGAGCAGGCCAGCCGAGGCAAACACGAGAAGCUCAACACCUUCGGCCUCAUGUGCAAGAUGGCUGACCAGACACUCUUCUCCAUCGUGGAGUGGGCACGCAGCAGCAUCUUCUUCCGUGAACUCAAGGUGGACGACCAGAUGAAGCUGCUGCAGAACUGCUGGAGUGAACUCCUCAUCCUCGACCACGUCUUCCGGCAGGUGGUGCAUGCCAAGGAGGGUUCCAUCCUAUUGGUCACUGGCCAGCAGGUGGACUAUGCAGUGAUUGCAUCACAGGCGGGAGCCACCCUCAAUAACCUGUUGAGCCACGCCCAGGAGCUAGUGGGCAAGCUACGCUCCCUGCAGCUGGACCAACGGGAGUUCGUCUGCCUCAAGUUCCUGGUCCUAUUCAGCUUGGAUGUGAAGAACCUGGAGAACUUCCACCUGGUAGAAAGCGUCCAGGAGCAGGUGAAUGCAGCGCUGCUGGACUACGUCAUGUGUAACUACCCGCAGCAAACGGACAAGUUUGGCCAGCUGCUUCUCCGGCUGCCGGAGAUCCGAGCCAUCAGCCUGCAGGCCGAAGAAUACCUUUACUACAAACACCUGAACGGCGACGUUCCCUGCAACAACCUUCUCAUUGAAAUGCUACAUGCCAAGAGAGCUUAGGAGGGGACUGCGCUACCCACAGUGCAG
Messenger RNA from Morone saxatilis (striped sea-bass), 2369 nucleotides. It is a transcript of the gene nr5a2, whose product is annotated as nuclear receptor subfamily 5, group A, member 2. Gene Ontology annotation, molecular function: zinc ion binding; nuclear receptor activity; RNA polymerase II cis-regulatory region sequence-specific DNA binding. Gene Ontology annotation, cellular component: RNA polymerase II transcription regulator complex. The record is from RefSeq and is a predicted model, not a curated record. Bases 771 to 2342 code for a protein of 523 amino acids. Gene Ontology annotation, biological process: hormone-mediated signaling pathway; regulation of transcription by RNA polymerase II; tissue development. The transcript has 7 exons. NCBI's taxonomy places the organism in Eukaryota, Metazoa, Chordata, Actinopteri, Moronidae.